AAUGUGAGAGAGAUGAAUUAGUAAUAUUAACAAUGUUUCUAAAGACAGUAGUGUUUUGUGCGUGUGUCGCCAUGGCUUCGGUACUAGCAAUAAGCUCUUUCAAUGAGAAACCAGAGAAAUAUAAGAAUGUAGAAGGAUGUUAUAUUACGGAGAUGGACGUGGUCAUUCCGUAUGGAACAUCGGUUCAUUCGAAAAAAGACUGUAUGGAGCAUCGCUGCGGUCGCGACGCCCUGCAAACAUUGGCGUGCGCAGUUGCAAUGUAUGACCUCAGAGACAGACCGAACUGCUACAUAUUCGAAGAUCACAAUAAACCGUAUCCUGGUUGCUGCCCCCAGAUCAAAUGUCCCGCCAAGACAGAUUCACCGUAGAAGACUUAGUCAGACUUUGAAUAAAGUUUUAUUUAUUUUUAUUUUAUUUCACACAAAACAUGCUACAAUCGAAUAGAUAUAAUACAAGUUGCUGUAA
Messenger RNA from Manduca sexta (tobacco hornworm), 465 nucleotides. RefSeq lists its product as uncharacterized. The record is from RefSeq and is a predicted model, not a curated record. Bases 33 to 368 code for a protein of 111 amino acids. Lineage: Eukaryota; Metazoa; Arthropoda; Insecta; Lepidoptera; Sphingidae. The transcript is spliced from 3 exons.